This is a messenger RNA of Sphenostylis stenocarpa, 708 nucleotides long. Lineage: Eukaryota; Viridiplantae; Streptophyta; Magnoliopsida; Fabales; Fabaceae. The record is from the annotation of a GenBank genome assembly.
AUGGGAAGAGGAAGGGUAGUUCUGGAGAGAAUAGAGAACAAGAUCAAUCGUCAAGUAACGUUCUCGAAGCGCAGAAGUGGGUUGCUUAAGAAGGCCUUCGAGCUUUCUGUGCUCUGUGAUGCAGAAGUUGCCCUUAUCAUCUUUUCUAGCCGUGGCAAGCUUUUUCAGUACAGCAGCACUGAAAUUAACAAAAUCAUUGAGAGGUAUCGCCAAUGUCGUUACAGCAAGUCACAGACUGGUGAUUCAUCGGAACUCGAUUCACAGAGUUCAUAUCAUGAAUUCUUGAAAUUAAGAGCGAAAUACGAAUCUCUAGAAAGGACACAAAGGCAUUUUCAAGGAGAAGAUCUUGAGCCACUAAGCUUUAAAGAAUUGCAGAGCCUUGAAAAACAACUAGACAUUACACUCGCACUAACUCGACAGCAACAAACAAAGAAACUCAUUGCACGAGCUGAUGAAUUACGCGAAAAGGUGCACAAAUUGGAAGAUCUUAACAAACAAUUGGAGUCCAAGGAAAAAGAUUAUUUUUCAAGCCUCAUCCUUGAUAAUAACAAUAUUUUUCAACUGCAUGCUACACAAGCCGAUCAAUUUGAAUCCGGAACAACACUAAACACAUGGUUUCAAGACCAAGAAGUUGGGAAAGAAAAAGGAAGUGAUACGAGGACAGAGGGUAACCAAGGCUGUCACCACAAAAGCAAUGGAUGGUUGUAG